AUAACCCGUAUUUGUUCGGUAAAAUUUAUCAACUCCGUAAUUUCCCAUUUUUCUUUCUAAGAAAAGAAAAGAAAGAACAAAAGUAACAGAGGAAAGGGAAAGAGGACGCUGUUCAUCCCUCCGGCCUUAUUGAUUAGUACAUUUUCCGGCAAGCAGCCAUGGAGAACGCAGCCGAACCACCGCCGCCGUCGACGCCGCCCGCCACCACUCCCUCCGCCCCACCAGUUUGCAUCCACCCGCGGCGGGAACCCUUCGAGCACGGGCUUCUCCCGAUCCCCAAGCUCAUCUUCACCGACGGAACUCAAACCCUAGGCCCGAUCAAGGACAAGCUUCUCUCCAUCUCCGCCGAGACAGCGCACCGUGUCAACUCGCAAUCCAUUUCCGAGACUCUUCAGAUCUCAGCUGACCACGCGCGCCUUGUCCUCGAGACAAUUGCUGCCGUCCUGCACUCUGAAUCUGAUCCGCUCAUUUCUGCAAAUCCUUCUGAAAUUGAUUCCGUCGGCGUAAGCGUAUUUGAUUUGGUGGUGUUUCUGUACAUUCAGAGUUAUAAAAGGUUGCUCCCCAAGGGGCAUAAGGAUUCCGCUGCCGUGGCUGAUGUUUGGCCCUCCACUUCUGCCUUCGACGGUUUCUUAUCUGCCCUUUCGCCACUCCAACUAGUACGCAGCAAUAGUCGCAGGUUCAUGCCAUCACAGUCUGAUGAAGAGGCUCACCAGUUAUCAUAUUUACAGAAGCACGUGGGCAACAUUCUCUCUCUUUUGGCGGACUCAGUUGAAGGGGAUGCAGAAGAAUCACAGGUUUUAUCUAUGGAGAGAUUUGAGCAUCUUGGGUAUCUAACCUAUUUUGGAGAAAAGGGAUUUGAACGAAUUCCAUUGAGCCAAAAUGCUCCGUUUUUUGCAAAUUCUGAUCCAGACAUGCCUGCUGUUCCUGUUCCUGCAACCCAAGUUCAUGAGUGGCUUCUACAAAACAUUGCAUCUGCGUUGGAACGUAUUGCUGAGAGAGCAUCUGCCAAGGAAAAUGGUCCUACCAUUGCCUCCGAUCCGGAUAUUCAAAUGACUGAUGUCUCUACAAGUCCUGCAAAGUCCACAUUUGGUCCUCGGGGUCCUAGCUAUAUUGAGGGGAUCUCAAAAUCGUCGUAUGUAAGGCAGGCAAAUGAUCUUAAAGGUUCUUCUGUAAAAGUUGUGAACUGUCAUGAAUCAGUCAUUUAUAUACUGGCUCCUUUGAAAUAUGCCACGGUCUAUGGAUGUUCUGAUGCAACCAUUGUUCUUGGAGCUGUUGGCAAGGCAGUCAGAGUUGAACACUGUGAACGAGUGCAUGUGAUUGCGGCAGCUAAGCGCAUCUGUAUUGUCAAUUGUCGUGAAUGCGUAUUCUUUUUAGGAGUAAAUCAACAACCACUUAUUGUUGGCGACAACCAUAAAUUACAGGUGGCUCCGUUUAACACAGUUUACUCACAGCUAGAGGAGCACAUGAAUCAAGUUGGUGUCUAUCCUACUAUUAAUAGAUGGGAUGAACCUGUGGCACUUGGAGUGGUUGAUCCACAUGAUUCGCUAUCACAUCCUGCUGGUGUCUCCGAUGUUCAGACCGAGUCCGCUAACCGUUUAGACCCUGAUCAAUUCACUGAAUUUUUGAUUCCUAAUUGGUUUGAGGCUCAACAAUCUGGUCCAACAAAAGAUAACCCUUUUCCUUUGCCAGAUGCUUAUGUGGCUUCUCAGCAGAAAAGUCAAAAGAAUCUUUGUGAGAUUAAGCAACUUUUGAGGGAUACUGAGCUCGAAGAUGGCCGGAAACGGGAACUGUCAAGUGCUCUCCAUGUGCUCUUCAAGGAGUGGUUAUAUGCUUCAGGGAAUGUGAGACAACUUUACUGCUUACAAGGAGAAUAGACUUUAUGAUUUGGACUUUGGUUAUUUGCAAAUCUAGAGCUCUUGGGAUGGAUCAUCAUGGAGCCAUACGGUCGUAAACUAACUUCUUGCUCUGUAGUAUGACGAUGAUCGUUAUUACUAUUAUUAUUAUUAUUAUUAUUGUUAUUAUUAUUAUUAUUAUUUUAAUAUUAUUAUAAUUUAAAAGUAGAGCAAAAUCUUUUGUGAUUUAGUUUUGAACCUAAAGAAAUUCAAAGCAAUGCUUCUGCCCAUGCAAAGGCAAGCACAUGUGCUAAGUGAGGUCUUACCCCCCUUUUUUUCCCUCUUAUUUUCCUCUUUCUUCUUCCUCGUGUAAUUUUCUUCCCGUGUAUCUAAUAAAUCUCAACUUGGUGU
Molecule: messenger RNA, 2243 nt
Organism: Cuscuta campestris
Lineage: Eukaryota; Viridiplantae; Streptophyta; Magnoliopsida; Solanales; Convolvulaceae
Source: the annotation of a GenBank genome assembly